This is a messenger RNA of Fundulus heteroclitus (mummichog), 4494 nucleotides long. RefSeq names its product DNA topoisomerase III alpha (gene top3a). Gene Ontology annotation, cellular component: nucleus; chromosome. The transcript has 20 exons. The record is from RefSeq and is a predicted model, not a curated record. Gene Ontology annotation, biological process: DNA topological change. Gene Ontology annotation, molecular function: DNA topoisomerase type I (single strand cut, ATP-independent) activity; DNA binding; zinc ion binding. NCBI's taxonomy places the organism in Eukaryota, Metazoa, Chordata, Actinopteri, Cyprinodontiformes, Fundulidae.
UUAAAAUAUUAAAAACAAAGAUGAAAAAAAAUCACGAGUAAGGUUACUGUAAUCAGCACAUAAAAUUGUGAUUAUUAAUUCCCCCUAAUAUAAUGUUAAACCAGACUGGUGACUUUACGACACUUUUACGGUUUACUUUACGGUAGAUUUGACUGUCCGGCGCGGAUUUUGUAAACAAAGCUAAUUGUGUCACGCUGUCUGAACUCGAUUCGGUUUAUUUUACUAAUAAUAUUAUACAUGUCAGUACUGACUUUCCUUUAGGUCGAAUUAUCAUCAAUAAAAAGAGAUAUUGUUCAACUGAAGAAAACUUUUUAGCGGUUGGCGACACUUUUUGAGAGCUGACAUUAUGGCAUUAGCCAGCGCCGUUAGCUAAGAUGCUAACGGGGCGAAGGUACAGCAGCAGCGGGGAGGCUGUGUCCGGGAGGAGCCGCUGCCGCCGCUUGUGACAGCGGCCCGGCAUGCUGCUAGCGCGCCUUCUCGGCAGAUUCACGCUUCGACCAGGACUACCGCGGGGAAGCUUUCUCUGGGCGACGCGGAGCGGCUGGUGCUCGGACACGGCGAAGGGGGCAGACAUGAUCCGCAGCCGGGGUCAGAUCAGGCGGGUCCUCUGCGUGGCCGAGAAGAACGACGCAGCCAAAGGCAUCUCUGAAAUCAUGUCCGGCGGCAGAGCCAGGAGGAGGGAAGGAUUUUCAAAGUUUAAUAAAAUAUAUGAGUAUGAAUAUCAUCUUUUUGGCCAGAAUGUGACGGUGACCAUGACUUCAGUGUCAGGCCAUCUGCUUGGCCUGGAGUUCAAAGCGCCAUUCCAGAAAUGGCACAGCUGCAAUCCCGUGUUGCUGUUCGAUGCGGAGGUGGAGAGGUAUUGCCCAGACAACAUGAUCCAAAUCAAGCGGACUCUGGAGAAGGAAGCGAGGCAGUGCCAGGCCCUGAUCAUCUGGACUGACUGUGACCGGGAGGGAGAAAACAUUGGCUUUGAAAUCAUCGAUGUUUGCAAAGCAGUGAAAUCCAAUUUGCAAAUCUUUCGGGCAAAGUUUUCUGAGAUUACUCCCAACUCAAUUCAAAGAGCCUGUGAGACGCUAACUGAGCCCGAUGGUAACAUCAGCGAUGCUGUCGAUGUGCGGCAGGAGCUGGAUUUGCGGAUAGGUGCGUCCUUCACUCGGUUCCAGACGCUUCGCCUGCAGAAGAUCUUCCCUGAAUCCUUGGCUAAUCAUCUGAUCUCAUAUGGCAGCUGUCAGUUUCCCACCCUGGGAUUUGUGGUGGAGCGCUUCAAAGCCAUUCAGGCCUUUAUACCUGAGACUUUCUAUAAGAUCAAAGUGCUCCAUGAGGUGGAGGAGGACCGUGUUGAGUUCAGCUGGAAGAGAAACCGUCUCUUCCAUCACACAGCUUGCCUGGUGCUCUACCAGAUCUGCAUGGAGGAUCCCAUAGCAACAGUCACCUCAGUAACGAGCAAACCCAAGAGCAAAUGGAGACCACUGCCUUUGGACACCGUGGAACUGGAGAAGCUGGCGUCUAGGAAGCUCAGAAUAAACGCCAAGGAGACCAUGAAGAUUGCUGAAAAGCUUUAUACUCAAGGGUUUAUCAGCUAUCCUCGCACAGAAACAAACAUAUUCCCUGCUAGCCUUCCCCUUGCGCCCCUGGUGGAGCAGCAGGCACAGAGUCCGGAGUGGGGGGCCUUCGCCCAGCGGGUGCUGGACCAGCCUGGGGGCCCCAACCCACGACAGGGCAAAAACUCAGACCAGGCCCACCCUCCCAUACAUCCCACCAAGUACACCGCCACGCUGCAGGGCAAUGAAGCGCGUGUCUAUGAGUUCAUCGUGAGGCACUUCCUGGCGUGCGUAUCCCAGGAUGCUUUGGGGCACGAGACCGUGGUGGACAUAGAAAUUGCUCAAGAAAAGUUCUCGACUUCUGGACUCAUGAUUAUUGCAAGGAAUUACCUGGAUGUUUACCCCUACGAGAGGUGGAGUGCAAAGUUGAUACCCGUGUAUGAGCAGGGCUCCCAGUUCCAGCCGUCUGCUAUUGAGAUGGUGGAUGGACAGACGAGUCCGCCUCAGCUGCUCACCGAAGCCGACCUCAUAUCUCUGAUGGAGAAGCACGGCAUCGGUACUGAUGCCACCCACGCCGACCAUAUCGAGACCAUUAAGAGUCGCAUGUAUGUUGGUUUGACUGCGGACCAGAGGUUUCUCCCAGGAGAGCUCGGCAUGGGACUAGUGGAGGGUUACAACUCGAUGGGCUACGCGAUGUCAAAGCCCAACCUCCGCGCUGAGCUGGAGGCCGAUCUCAAGCUGGUGUCUGAGGGCAGGAAGGACAAGCAGAGCGUGCUGCAGCGUCACAUCCAGAAAUACAAAACCGUCUUCAUCGAGUCUGUGAGGAAAGCAAAAAAGUUAGAUGAAGCCCUGUCACCGUACCUGGGCCCAGCUCAGGAGAUCCUUGAAGCGGAGCAGCAGGACAUGGAGAUGCCGUUGCCGGUGAGGAAGUGUCCCAGCUGUGGUCGGGACAUGGUGCUGAAGAAGAAGAGAGAGGGAAACAGUAAGUUCCUGUCAUGUGUGGGCUACCCCGCCUGUAAGACGGCGCUGUGGUUCCCUGACAUAGUGCUAGAGGUCAGCAGGGAUGACAGGAUUUGUCCCACAUGUCAACCGAGCCCCAUUCACAUGCUGAAGUUUAAGUUCCGCAGAGGCAGCCUGCCUCCCACCAUGCCGCUGGAAUUUGUCGGCUGCAUUGGCGGCUGCGACGAGACGCUCCGAGAGGUGCUGGACUUCAGAUACCUCAGAGGAGGCGCAGGAGGAAGUGGGGGAAGCAGGGGGUGCUGCAGGACCGAGCGGAGGGGGGGGAGGAGGAGGAGGUGCAGGAGAUGAUCCUCGGCCCCCUAGACCUCAGCCUCCCAGAGGUCCAGGCUCCAAUCCUCGGCCCCCCCUUCCUCCUAUGCCAGCAGCGACGCAAUCGUGUGCAACUGCGGUCAGGACGCCGUCCUCCUGACCGUGCGCAAAGACGGUCCCAACCAGGGUCGUCAGUUCUACAAGUGCAGCGCUGGGACCUGCAACUUCUUUCUGUGGGCCGAUCAACCGAGCCAGCAGGGGGCGCCGCAGCAGAGCAGGGGCCCUCCGCUGUCAGCACAGAGGACUCCUCUCCCUCCGAGGCCGUCGUUUGGGUUGGGAAACCCAUCCGGCGGCAGCAGGGGGCAUGACGCAGGCGGAGCCGGACAGAUGGGGCAGACCAUGUGCAACUGCAACAGCACCGCUGUGACCCGCACGGUGCAGAAGGACGGGCCGAACAAGGGACGCAUGUUCCACACCUGUGGGAAACCCAGAGAGCAGCAGUGUGGCUUCUUUCAGUGGGCGGAUGAGAACGUACCUCCACCAGGUGGUUUCGGUGGAGGGUUUAACUCCGGCGGAGGGUUUAACUCCGGCAGAGAUGGAGUGAAGAAGGGGAGGAAGACGACGGGAGAGGUCGGAGCGAACAAGCCCCCCACUACAAAGAAACCCCGCACCUGCGGCAUCUGCCACAUGCCGGGACACACGCGGGUCACCUGUCCUCAGCGGUGAGCGUUCGGUCCAGGCCGCCGUGCCGGCGACAGGUGAACAGUGAGUAGGACCGCCCAGUGGCUCCUCGCAGCAGGUCGCCGUCCUCUUCGUCUGUUUGGCAACUCCUCCUGCAAAGUGAAAACAGGUUCGACCGCAGGACUAACGGCUAUAAACAGAUUUUCCCCUUUGUGCUUCUUGUCUGUUGGAGUGAGGAAUGUGAAAGCAAGACGUUGCCUCGUAACAAUACAACAGAAAGAGAAACUAAAGUUCCCUCUUUGUUCUGAUCCCAUCUGAGCUGGCUGGGCUGUCCGCGGCGGCGCUACUCUAUGGAUUCCUCCGAGGUUGAUUCUCUCCCUGGAGGGAAAGACGGAGGUGGAAAGUUAACCUUUCAAGGACAAAAAUCAAACCAUAUAGAUGCUUAUUGAACUAUUUUAAGAAGGGGAAUUUAAGCUGCUCUGCUCUUCCUGCUUACCAAAGUCAAACUGUUAAUCUGAUGCCUUUUUACAGCAUGUUCUCGUUUACUGCUGGAGGGAAAAUCCAGGGAGAGGCGCAGCAACACACAUCGAGGUGUUUGGCUACUUUUAAAACUUGUAGGUGUCUGUAACCACGGUAACUCGGAGGAUGCUCGAGUUAAUUGGUCAUUUGCUCUGCUGGGCUUGGAUCAGAUGGGUCCUCGACCUGUUCUGGCUCCGUUAUCACACCCAGCCACAGAAAUGUGCGUUUAUUAAAAGGCCAGCAGGCGGGCCGCAACUGAGUGAAGGUGUAACAAAUGAUAAUUAUUUAAAAUGCUGGAUGUUAUUUUUUUAUUAUAAUUUUCACUCUUCCCUGUAAAGCAGAGAGAUAUUUUACUGUUUUCUUAUUUUUGUUGAUGUGUGUAAAGAGUUUUUUUAAAACAUGAUUCAUACAACCAUAAAGAAAAUUCUGCAUAUUCUUUCUGUUAAACCAGAUUAACGCUAAUAAACAUUUCUGUUUUUGCUCA